This is a messenger RNA of Seriola dumerili (greater amberjack), 4494 nucleotides long. RefSeq names its product remodeling and spacing factor 1 (gene rsf1a). The coding region runs from base 1 to 4494 and encodes 1497 amino acids. Gene Ontology annotation, biological process: regulation of DNA-templated transcription. Lineage: Eukaryota; Metazoa; Chordata; Actinopteri; Carangiformes; Carangidae. The transcript has 18 exons. Gene Ontology annotation, cellular component: RSF complex. The record is from RefSeq and is a predicted model, not a curated record.
AUGGCUGCUCCGGUGGUGGUGAGACGCUCCGGCCCGGCGCUCUGCCCGAGCUUCGCGGAGGUCUGUUCGUUCUUGGACCGAUAUGGAGCGGCGCUGGAUCUACCCGAGAUGACUUUCCCGCAGAUGGAGAGGUAUCUGCGGGACACGACGACAGUACCUAAACCCCUUGUGGAGCUCCACGUGAAGCUGCUCAGAAAACUGGGGAGGUCUGUGUCUACUGACCGCUGGGAAAAAUACCUGGCUAAGGUUUGCCAGGAGUUGAACAACACCUGGGCAUGGGAGCUGGAACAGAAGGGCUACCAGGAGAUGUCCAUGGAGUGCAAGUCAAGCAUCCUCAAAUAUCUCUGCGAGUGUCAGUUUGAUGACAAUCUGAAGUUCAAGAUGGCGAUCAAUGAGGAGGACCCAGAGAAGAUGCGUCUGCAGCCUGUAGGUCGGGACCGGUAUGGUCUGAUGUACUGGCUUCAGCUGGACCAGGAGCAGAACAUCCGGCUGUACACGGAGGAGCAGGACGAUCUGGACGGAUCCACCUGGAACUGUAUCGUCAGGACUCGUAACGACCUGGCGGAGGCUCUGGAGCUGUUGAAGGCUCAGAUUGAUCAAAACCAGAAUCAGGACAAGGACCAGAACCAGAACCAGAACCAGAACCAGAACCAGAACCAGAACCAGAACCAGAACCAGGCUGGAUCCAGGAGCGCCAGCCCCACAGAGAAAGAUGCAGGGGACGAGCCCAUAGGAAGCACCAGCUCCAAACCCAAGACCACAGAGGAACAUGCUAUGAAGGUUGACCCUGUACAGGAAGACAAACCCCUAAGACAAGUGAUAAAGCAGGAGCAGACAUCGACCAUCAAGCUGGAAAACACUGAGGCUGAGGUAAAGGAAGACAAGGCUGACCACAAGCCACCUGUGUUCGAUAACCGCGUGAGCACCAUCACCACCAUCGUCAAAUCAGAAUCCAGGGACGCCGACGCCCCCAAAAAUGCUGUGUCGGUCGUCAUGGCACCAGGUGCGACUGUGACAAAACAGGAAAUGAACAAGGAGGAGGAAGCAGGGCGGGCAGUCGUCAGGAGCAACCAGCAGGCCAAGAUACCACUGAAGAAGAGGGAGCUUAAGCUUGCUGAGAGUUACCACAGCAACCACCUUAACAACAACAACAACAGCAGCAGUAGUAUUAUUGUCUGUAACCCUUCAGUGAUCCAGAGCAAGGACAGCCAUGGAAGAGAAGGGAAGUUACCUAACUCAUUACCGCCCCCUGGCAGUCCAGCCGUCUCACAGCAGCAGCAGCUAGUGGUCACUGCAUCAAGACAAGAACUGACCAAUGGGAGGGCAUCUCUCCUCCUGCCUCACAAAGAGGGACAAAAUGGAGUUAUAGGGGUCAUUGGUCAAGUCGGUGUUAUAGGUCAUGUAGGGGUCAUCCGCAGCCCAUCUGAGCGUCACAGAGCCCCAUGUGCUGAGCAGCAGGAACAAAACGGACCAAAUAUUGACCACUGGGGCUCCAGAGCUGUGGAGGAAGAGAGGGAGGUGAGCCGGCAGUCAGUGCUGGUGAGGAAGGGACCUUCCGAAGGGGAGAUGGCAGCAGCAGCCACUGCUCUUCCUCCUCAUGCAGCGAAGCUACCAUUGUCAUCAUCAAAACCUGAUCAACCCCCUGAAGCUGCAGAGAGAAAAGUGGACUCUGUUAGCAUUUCUUCACUGUCUCAGUCCACAGAGGAACCCAAGAGACUGACGACGGAAGACCAGGGUAAAAGAACAACGGAAGAGCGGUUAGACAAGGAGACAAAAACCGGACACAGCAGUCGUCAACAGAAGGAUGACGACGUGGACGGGAGGGAGGACAAGAGAAGAGAAGUGUCUGAGCGCCCUGUGGUAGAUGAAGGAAGUAAAGAUGAACAUGAAAAGAAUAAAAGCACUUUAGGGAAAGUGGGGACAGAAUCAGGGGGCUCUGUUCAACCUCUAAAAGUAGAACAGAAAGAUGAAAAGGACCACCAGGACCACCUGGGAGAUGGGGUCAAUGGUGGCCUGACAGCCCAGGUUAGGGUGAAGGACAAUGGGCAUGGAUCAGAGGAGAGGCAGGGUCCCCUGGAGGAAGCCUCCUCUGAGCUCCAGAAAGAAGGAAUCAGGCUGAAGAUAAAGAUUCCUCCCCACAGGAGAAACAAGUUGAGGGGGAAAGGGGGAAAAGAGGAGGGGAAAGAGAGGGAGCAGGAGGUACAAGAGGAGGGGAGGCCGUUGAGGAGAUCUGCAAGGAUUUGCAGAUCAUCUGCUUUGCCAACCUGCAGGCCGAGCUCGAAGGCAGCUGAGAGCCAGAGGAAGAAACCACAAAGAAAACAAGUGCUGCCUACCAGAACGAGGGAAGAAGAGGAAGAGGAGGACGAAGAAGAGGAAGAAGAUGAAGAGGAACAAAGUUCACCAACAAAGAAAGACAGAAAAGCAGAACCUGUCGGGCAAAUUAGGAAACGAAGGGGUAAACGGAGGCAUCGACGCCCCCGAUGGUCCAACAUUCGUUCGAAGAGACGUAAACUGGGUGAAGGAGGGGAGGUGGAGGACAGAGGGAGGAAACAAGGAGAGGAGGAGAGCGAAGGAGGGAGCGACUCAGAAGAAUCAUGUAAAUCAGAGGAGAUUCCCAGUGAAGAUGCCUGCACUCACUGUGGCCUGCCCAACCACCCUGAACUGAUUCUGCUGUGCGACUCCUGUGACAGUGGAUACCACACUGCCUGUCUGCGGCCGCCGCUCAUGUUGAUUCCAGAUGGAGAGUGGUUCUGUCCACCCUGCCAACAUAAGCUGUUGUGUGAGAAACUGGAGGAGCAGCUGCAGAAUCUGGACAGUGCUCUGAAGAAAAGAGAGAGAGCAGAGAGGAGGAGGGAGCGGCUGGUGUAUGUGGGAAUCAGUGUGGAGAACAUCAUACCUGAGGGAGAUGAGGAGGAAGAGGAGAAGUCCCCAAAGAAGAAAGAUUCCAAAAAGAGUAAAAAUCUGGGAAGGAGAUCAACCAGAACCAGGAAACACAUCAGCUACAGAUUUGAUGACUUUGACGAUGCCAUUGAUGAAGCCAUAGAGGAGGACAUCCGAGACCUCUGUGGUGGAACAGCACGAGGCAAAGACAUCACUGCCAUCCUGUCAGAGGACGGCAAGGAGAGCCAGCGGCCAAUCAGAAGUCAAGCUCAUGCUGCCAGAAACAGGAAGAAGCGGAGACUGAAUGACCUGGAGAGUGACAGCACAGCAGCAGAGAGUGAAGAUGAGUUCAUGCUCAGCAACAGCUCAGAGGAUGAAGAUUUUGGUGCAUCAGGGGCAGAUGAUGAUGAAGAAGAAGAUGAAGAUGCUGGCAGCGAGGUGGGCAGCUGGGACAGCGGGACCCGCCCCAGACGAGCAAUGAGAGGGGUGCCUAAACACAGACCCAGCAAGACCCAACGCAGGGGCAGGAAACGGCUGAGACGGUGGCGGAGACGCUCCUCAGAGGAAGAGGAGGAGGAAAGCGAUGAAGAAAUGGAUUCGGAUCAGUUCAGUGACAUGACUGACAGUGACGCUGACAAAAAGAGGCGGGGUCUGAGGCGGGGCCAGCACCAGCAGGUCAACUACCGUGAGACGUCCGAGUCGUCAGACAACUCCCGGACCUCCGCCGUCAAGACCAAGGUCAAACCCAGAGGCAGACCACGCAAGGAGCAUCUCUCCAGCGACUACAGCGAUGUGUUGCCUUCUUCCAGAGACUCGGAGGAGGAGGAUGAUUAUGAAGAUGAAGAGGAGGACGACCAGCGAAGGAGAGUGAACAGGAGGAGAAGAGAGGAGGAAGACCUCCAAAGAAAGAGGAUGAGAGAAAAGCGGAGGAGAUACGAAGACGAGGAGGACGAGGAGGACGACAGAGAGAGGGGGAGGCGGCUGAAAAGGAGACUGUUGGAGAAGGAGGACGACAGAGACAAGCAGAGGAGGUUAAAGAGGACAGACAGAGACGAGGAGGACCUGGAGAAGAUGGGCAGAGGGAAGAGGAGAGAGAUUCUGUCACAGCAGCGGCGCAAACGGCUCGCUCAGAUGCUGAAGAAGCGGCGGCCUUCGACGGACGACGAGGAUGAGGAUGAGUCAGAGGAAACCGAGUCGUCAUCGGAAGAGGAUCGUCCAAUCCGCAAAAGACUCAACCGCAUCGACUCUGAUGAUGAUGACGACGACGGCGACGAUGAUGAUGAUGAAGAGGAAGACGAGGAGGAAGAGGGGGGAAGACAGAGGAUGACGACCAAAAAGUCUUCAGUGGUAGAGAGGAGAGCCGACAGCGACGCUCAGGAAAAGGGAAGGGGCCGCAGCCUGUCUCCGUCAAACAGACAUCGGACCUCCAGAGGCCCAGCGAAGUCUGGGGCUGGAAGUCCCACUGCGCCCAGGGACAGUGCAGGAUCAGGCAGGCAAGGCAGGCACAAUGGCCCCUUCCAUCCAGAAGGGGGGGAAGAUGAGGAGGAGGAGGAGGAGGAGGAGGAGGAGGAAGUCCGCAGUCAUGAUGGCUGUGUUUGUGUGAAUAACGCUUGA